Messenger RNA from Amphibalanus amphitrite, 2663 nucleotides. Its product is annotated as RING finger protein 150-like. NCBI's taxonomy places the organism in Eukaryota, Metazoa, Arthropoda, Thecostraca, Balanomorpha, Balanidae. The record is from RefSeq and is a predicted model, not a curated record. The transcript has 9 exons. The coding region runs from base 48 to 1844 and encodes 598 amino acids.
GGCGGGCCAGUACCUGAGUGUGCGCCGUGCCGGUCGGUGCCGUCAUCAUGUGCUCGCCGCGCGCCGGCCGCCGGCUGCUGCCGCUGCUGGCUGUGGUUGCUGCCGCCGCCACCGUAACCCUCGCCCUGCCCUCCUCGGGACCUCAGAGCCACCGCAUUCACUCGGACUGGAGUCUUCAUGACGAUGAGUAUGUGCUGGCUUACAUCAACGUGACAUAUACUGACCCCGUCUCUGGGGCGGUGAUCCACCAGGGCGGCGAGAUCGGCAAGUUUUCCACCGGUCUGGUGGCCAGCGCUCGCGGGCGGCUGGUGCACGUGCGCUCCCGAAAUGGGACCGCCCACCACGGCUGUGACGGACGAUAUGAGAACGAUCUGCCACCGGCGCCACAGCCGUGGGUGGCACUGGUGCGCCGAGGACUCUGCAACUUCGACGUCAAGGUGGAGAACGCCUACAGGAAUAAUGCGUCGGCGGUGCUGAUCUACGACUACAAGGAGGGGGAGCUGCACAGGAUUCAUCUGACCCAGCGACAUAAGGACACCAUAGUGACGGUGUUCAUCCCGAAGACGCAGGGCGAGGACCUGGCCCACAUCACCGACAGCGGGGUCGACGUCUCCAUGCAGAUCACACCGGGGAAGCACUUCCGCUACGCCGACAACAACCUCAACAAAGGGCGGGGUCCGAUGCGCAGCUAUUGGCUCUACCUGUUCUCGCAGCUGUGCCCAACGAACAAAAGUACCACGGCCUGUGCCGUCCUGACGUCGGUGCUGUUUGUCUCAGUGUCGUUCAUCCUGUUGAUGGUCAUCUCGCUGGCCUGGCUGCUCUUCUAUUACGUGCAGCGCUUCCGCUACAUCCACGCCCGAGAUCAGCUCACGAAGCGACUGGUGUGCGCCGCCAAGAAGGCCGUGUGCCGAAUCCCGGUGCGGAUCCUGAAGGCUGACGACGCCCAGCUGGCGGAGGGAGAGUGCUGUGCCGUCUGUCUGGAGCCGUACCGCGUCUCCGACCAUCUGCGGGCCCUGCCGUGCAGUCACGAAUUCCACAAGCAAUGCGUGGAUCCUUGGCUGCUGAAGAACAGAACAUGUCCAAUGUGCAAAAUGGAUAUACUGAAGUACUUCGGGCUGAGCUCGGUCAGUGAGGAGAGUAUCGUCCACCUGGAGCUGGAGGGCGUCUCCGUGGCGCAGAGGCGCGGCUCCCCUCUCUCGCCGGUGCUAUACGUCAGCAGUCAGCCGGCCGGGGCGGUGCCGGGGACCCGGUCCCGUACCGUCAGCCGUGCCAGCCUGCAGAGCAUGUCCCUGGUGAUGCCCAGUCCGGCCUGUGUGGAGAGCCUGCACGGCCACGGACCCACAGCAGCCCGGUGUCGGCGGGUGUCGGCUGCGCUGGCGGCCGGACGGCGUCAGGAGCCGCCGCGCCGCGCCUCGGCACCGACCCAGUCCCCCGGUGGCGGAGGGGGCCGAGAGGCCCUGGCCCGGUCUCUGAGCACCCCCACCGGCCCGGCGGCGGGCACGGUUGGAGUCGGGUCACUUGUGACAAACGCCUAUGAAGUCAUUGCUCUUCCGUGCUCAUCGGGUCCCAUUGAAACGGCCAUGCGUCGCCGCUGCCAGCGUCUGGGUAGGGCUGACACCAGCUACACCCCUCAGGACAGCUCUGAGAGCUUCGAGACGACUGUCCUGGAUCAGCCGGCCGCUGCCGCCGCCAGCCCGGUCCCCGUGAACCAACAGCAUGACGAGUCGCCGACCGAGGCGACACCUGCCGACAGCGAUACUAGCGCCUCUAGUGAGAAACCGCAGCAGCACGCUGAUGUUGUUUGUCAUGUUGAAGAGGCUCUGAAUGAUGAAAAAGUUGACUGAACGCCGGUGAAUGCAGUGAACAUUAAGGAAGGAAUGAAAAUUUUAGAAAAAAGUUCAACAGACUCUUACGAUAGAAUUGGGGCUACUGGUCGUCCAGACUUCCUUUGUAAGAAGGUCUGUGACUGUUGACAACGGCUCAACCAUAGAAGGUAGCCUCCUCAUGGGAUAACGGCGAUGAGGGUAGGACAUCUUAGUCCUGAAGGACCAUAGUCCUGCUAGCAGUAAUCACCUAUUAUUUAUAGGUACUCGUAAUUCGUUACAGUGACCGAAAUUAUUUAUGUUUGUCGUGCGAAAAGCGUACUACGGCCAGUGUCAUAAAUCAUCAUGCAUCACUGCGAUCGUAAUAUUUAUAUUUUGAGCUGUUAGGCGUUUCCUUGUUGAAAUAUGUAACAUAAAUAACAUGUCACUUUCAAAUUCAUUAAUCAUUAGGUGAUGCCCAUUUCAUCUAUAAGUUAGUGUGUAUGACCCGGUCUCUGAAGGAGAUCGGUUGCAGCUGGAGAAUGGAGCAUAUGUUCAUUGUAUUUCAGUGCCAUGUUAUGAUUGUGAUAUAAGCAAAUGUGGCCCGGUGUACGCUGGGCUCAAAUCAGUGGGAUGCAUGAAUUAAGAAUGCUUCUGUGCUCAGCGAGACUUUGGCUACAACUGGCAGAUUCUAUAACCACCGAGGUUACGAAAUUAUGUGAUGAUUGAGAGUUCAGAAUCGGUCGAGGUAAUAUGUUGUAUCCAAGGCUGUAUGUUGUAUCCCACCAAAUGGUCGGAAUAUGAACGUAGAAGUGGCAUAAACGCUACGUGAACCUAGGUAAAUAAAAUCGGUAGAAGCGU